ACGCUGAAGUGUGUGCAAGUACAGGAAGCAGUCGUGCAGUUUUAUCAGCAUAGAGAUAAGACUAGAAGCGAAACUAACAGCCUGACAGCCUAACGUUAGCUGACAAUAAACUCAAAAUCUAUACUGCAAGCUUGUUAGCUAAAGGUAGACAACUUCAGCAAAAAGAUGGCUUAUCCAGGAUAUGGUGGAUACGGCGGGCCAAUGCCAAUGCCGGGAGGAAUGCCAAUGCCAGGUGGACCCAUGGGUGCGCAGCCUCCGGGGGCAUUUCCAGGGUAUGGUGGCUUUCCCGAAAACGAUCCCAUGUGGGGCUACUUCAGGGCAGUCGCGGGACAGGAUGGUGAGAUCGAUGCCGAGGAGCUUCAGAGGUGUCUGACGCAGUGUGGUUUCAGUGGCAGCUAUGCUCCAUUCAGCUUGGAGACGUGUCGGGUCAUGAUUGCUAUGCUGGAUAGGGAUUUUACCGGGAAGAUGGGAUUCAAUGAGUUUAAAGAGCUUUUUACUGCUCUGAAUGGCUGGAAGCAAAAUUUCAUGAUGUUUGAUCAGGACAGAAGUGGGACAGUGGAACCUCAUGAGAUGGCCCAGGCUAUUUCCUCAAUGGGCUAUAGAGUGAGCCCUCAAGCCCUGAAUGGCAUCAUAAAACGCUACAGUAAGGGAGGAAGAAUCUUCUUUGAUGACUACGUGGCCUGCUGUGUGAAGCUCAGAGCCCUGACAGAGAAUUUUAGGAGGAGAGAUGUCAUGCAGCAAGGGACAGUAAACUUUCAGUUUGAUGACUUUAUCCAGUGUACAAUGACAAUCUGAGUGACAUCACCGUGGAAGACCAUCUAAGGAGAGAGGCGUCAGUAUGGGCCAUGAAGGGCAUUAAGACCACUCCUCCACGAAAAAAAAGGAAGAUGUAUGUAUGUACUAUCAUGUUUAGUUCGCUAUGCAACGCAAGAAUAUCAGAUGUGCUUUUUAAAAGUAUCUGUGUAUGUAAACCAUUACUGAGUGUAAUACACAUUAGUGGUGAAAAGGUCAAGUGAUAUACUGUUGUAUCUUUUGAUUCAUCCUGUGCCAACAACAACUCCCAUCAUGACUUUUAUAUAUAUU
Megalops cyprinoides (Indo-Pacific tarpon) is the source of this 1083-nucleotide messenger RNA. RefSeq lists its product as uncharacterized. The transcript is spliced from 8 exons. The record is from RefSeq and is a predicted model, not a curated record. NCBI's taxonomy places the organism in Eukaryota, Metazoa, Chordata, Actinopteri, Elopiformes, Megalopidae. Gene Ontology annotation, molecular function: calcium ion binding. Bases 166 to 795 code for a protein of 209 amino acids.